AUGCCAUUCACCGCAUCCCGACUGUCCCCCGGGUCUUGCAAGACCUCAUUCGGGGAUGCUAAGGGGAGGAUGGUCGCGAGGCUCGAUUUUCGCGAGCAUUAUCAUCGGCUCAAGACUCUGGAUCUACGUAGCAAGAUGACGGAGAAUAAACAGCUCAAAGUCAUCAUCGUUGGUGCUGGGUUCGGUGGUCUAGGUGCGGCCAUUGAAUGUGCUGAUCGUGGCAUGGAUGUGACUGUGAUUGAAAAGUAUACAGAUUCCAACAGUCAAGGAGAUAUCCUCGACUUCUUCCCCAAUGCUGGCCGCAUCAUCCACCGAUGGGAUAACGGCAGGGUCGGCCAGCAGAUCCACGAUACUGGGUGCAGCCAGAUCCGGACCAUGGAGCUCUGCAAGUUUGAUGGCAAGUUCCUCACCCACGUUCCCUGGGCACGAGACGGUACGGAACACAACAUAACAUACGCCGGGCACCGAGGCAAAGUCCACUCCAUCUUCCUCGCGCAUGCGAAGACCCUGGUGCGGGACGUUAGGAUCGGUGUGGCAGUUACGGAAUACCUCGAAGAACAAGGCAGAGCAGGUGUCUUACUUUCCUCAGGCGAGACCCUGUGGGGCGAUUGUGUGAUUGCUGCUGAUGGGCCACGGUCCAUUGCCCGGGGACAGGUACUCAACCUCGAUGACGACAGUAAUGGGGGAAAGAGCAGCGGCUGGGCUGUAUUUAGGAACUUCUUCAAGACUGACGAAGCUAUGCUGAAGCAUCCCGGGCUGCGGGAUCUGUAUCAUACGGACAGAGACACCGUAAGGUUCUGGAUGUAUGAUAACUUGAGUCUGAUGGCUUUUGUCUGGAACGAGGGAAAAGACAUUGCCUGGGUUCUGAUUCACCCAGAUGACAAAGAAUCAAGCGAGUCUUGGUCCAAUAUUGCCGAAAGGGAGCAUGUGGCCAGAUGGAUGAAGUUCUUCCCCGCUGAAGACGCUCAAGCACUAUUCGAUGUCACCCCCGUGGGAAAGACCAUCGACUUCAAACUCAUUUACAGACCGACGAUAGACACCUGGGUUAGCAAGGGAGGCCGCACGAUCCUGAUUGGAGACGCAGCCCACGCAAACCUGCCAACCGCCGGCCAAGGAGCAUCUCAGGCACUAGAAGACGCCGUCACGGUGGCCCAGUGCUUGGCCAUGUCCAAAGGGGACGUCAGGCUCGGUCUGGAGGCGACGCAGAGAAUUCGCUACCAUCGGUCAAACGCUGUCCACAAGAGCGGGCAGAAGAACAGAGAUGCGUUCUACAAGAUUCCCUGGGAUGACAUCGAGGUGGCGCCUACUGAAUGGGCCAGGAAGAGGUUUCCCAUGCUGAAACCUUGGGACGCGCUACAAUUUGCCAAAGACCAGUUUCCGAAAGUUGCAGAGGAUAUCAAGAAUGGGGUGGAGGGACAUUUGGAUGACGUUGCUGUUCCUCCGCCCGAGGGCGGCUACUGGUGA
This is a messenger RNA of Diaporthe amygdali, 1464 nucleotides long. RefSeq lists its product as uncharacterized. Gene Ontology annotation, molecular function: FAD binding; monooxygenase activity. Gene Ontology annotation, biological process: secondary metabolite biosynthetic process. Bases 1 to 1464 code for a protein of 487 amino acids. The record is from RefSeq and is a predicted model, not a curated record. Lineage: Eukaryota; Fungi; Ascomycota; Sordariomycetes; Diaporthales; Diaporthaceae. The transcript has 4 exons.